CUCGCUGCUCAAGAGCUCUAACCACCUCAGCUAGAGCGAUCGCGAGUUAGCUUGUUGGCUUGUGAUCAAUCGAGGAGCUAGCUAUAGCAAUGGCGUCCAAGGCGUUCGUGCUGUUCCUGGCCGUAAACCUGGUGCUGCUGGGCGUGGCCAGCGCGUACUCGCCCUACGACGCAACCUCGUCCACCUCAACGCAGACCACCACGUCAGGGUCGCCCGGCAAGUGCUCCCUCGACUUGCUGAAGCUGGGCGUGUGCGCCGACGUGCUGGGCCUGAUCAAGGCCCAGGUCGGCACGCCACCGGCGCUGCCGUGCUGCUCCCUCCUCCAGGGGCUCGUCGACCUUGAGGCUGCCGUUUGCCUCUGCACCGCCAUCAAGGCCAACGUGCUUGGCAUCCAGCUCAACCUCCCCAUCAACCUCAGCCUCAUCCUUAACUACUGCGGCAAGAACGUGCCCAGCGGCUUCCAGUGCUGAUCGAUCGUGUCUCGACCUAUAUAUAUGAAUAUAUGAGAGCGGCCUUGCAUUGCUUUGUUGCAUGGUUUGCUUGCUCUUUGCUCUUGUUUAUUCCACGUGCUGGUGGAUUGGUUUGCGUGCAGUGCAUGGUAGCGCGCGCUAGCGCUGAUAUCUGAUUUGGAUUAUUUUCUCUACCUGAUCUUUGUGCAUUUGUUGUAAAAAAAGGCCCGGUACUCAUCUAUGUGCUAGUGUUUCAAUAAAGUUUUGUUUGCAG
Messenger RNA from Panicum virgatum (switchgrass), 723 nucleotides. Its product is annotated as 14 kDa proline-rich protein DC2.15-like. The transcript has a single exon. The coding region runs from base 90 to 470 and encodes 126 amino acids. NCBI's taxonomy places the organism in Eukaryota, Viridiplantae, Streptophyta, Magnoliopsida, Poales, Poaceae. The record is from RefSeq and is a predicted model, not a curated record.